CACCGACUAGGCUGAAGGCUGCGGAAACGGUUCCUGCAUCUGUCCAUGCCGUUCUUACAUCCCAUGCAUUACCUUGUCUGCCUGGCGCGAGUAUGCAGUCAUCCAGCAACUUGCUUGGCGCGUUUAUGAGUGAAUGUGCGAGGACAAUGCUUCGUGGAACAUCCAUCCACCUACCAACCCACCUUUUCUUUCAUCAAUUCAUCCAAACACAGCCUCAGCCUUACCUUUCUGCCUGCUUUUUCUGCAUUAUCCGCGUAUCGUUUCUGCUUUAUCCGCGCAUGGUCCCCGCAGGUCUAUCCGCUUGUCUACCUGUUUCCCUAUCCUGCAUUCACUGGCUUGUUUGCCUGCCCGCGGACCUGUCGCAUAUCAGAUAUACCCGUUUGUGUGUCUGCUCCCCUGUCCGUCUCCACGCUUGCCUCUUUUACUGCAUGUUCUCUUCCUCGGCGUCCCGUUUCAUCUGUUUGUGCUACUAGAUACUUACCUACCCGUGCGAGUACAUGUCUAUCCGUUCCUCGGCUGGCCUGUCUGGCUGCCUUCUUAUCUACUCCUUCUCCUACUCCCUUCUGAACCCGCCUAUCUGCACGUGCGAUUGACUAUUCUCCCUAUCAGUCUAGCUCCUCGUAUGUCUCAGCCUUGUCCAACAUGCAGAAUCCAGAGUCUAGAAUCCAGAAUCGGCUUCUUGAAACAUGCAUCAGCUGGUAAGGCUGUCUAUGCAUGAGUGUAGAUAGAUAGAUGGGUGGGCAAAUAAGUAUACGUGAAAUAUGCAUACGUACAUGCAUAUGAAACUGACAAUUGGGCGAAUGUGUAGACGAAUGUGAAAUGUAACCUUGAUUAGUGUGGACUUUGUUGUUGGAGACAGGAGGAUGGAAAUAUCGAUAGUGAGAGACAUGAAACGGAAUAUCCUUGUAUAUCUGGGCCAAAUAAUGA
This is a messenger RNA of Pseudovirgaria hyperparasitica, 927 nucleotides long. RefSeq lists its product as uncharacterized. The transcript has a single exon. The record is from RefSeq and is a predicted model, not a curated record. NCBI's taxonomy places the organism in Eukaryota, Fungi, Ascomycota, Dothideomycetes, Acrospermales, Acrospermaceae. The coding region runs from base 134 to 718 and encodes 194 amino acids.